Messenger RNA from Notothenia coriiceps (black rockcod), 1142 nucleotides. It is a transcript of the gene optc, whose product is annotated as opticin. The annotation marks the transcript as partial. The transcript has 5 exons. Lineage: Eukaryota; Metazoa; Chordata; Actinopteri; Perciformes; Nototheniidae. The record is from RefSeq and is a predicted model, not a curated record. Gene Ontology annotation, cellular component: extracellular matrix. Gene Ontology annotation, biological process: articular cartilage development; bone development. Gene Ontology annotation, molecular function: protein binding.
UAUUUGUACCAUUCAAAUGCAAAUGUAUUUCAACGGUCUCUCUCUUCCUUGCUGCCCAUGGAGAACAGAUUGAGGUGGGCACCGUAGCUCCAGACCCCCCCUCUGCAGCAAGCCUGCCCACAGCUGAGUACCAUGAGGAGGAGCUGACCCUGCCCCCAGCUCCCGUCACUCUGGACUUCAAGGGACCGGGUCUCUUUGGCCCUGAUACUGGCGUUGGUAUGCCCACCUGCUUGCUGUGUGUGUGUAUUGGUGGGAGUGUGUACUGUGAUGACACAGGCCUGGAUCAGAUCCCACUCCUUCCUAAAGACACCACCCAUUUUUAUGGCCGCUUCAACAACAUUCGACAUGUCAAGAACACAGACUUUAACUACCUCAAUCAACUCCAGUCCAUUGAUCUGACAGGGAACCAGAUUUCAGGGAUGGAUGAGGAUGUGUUUCUGUCUCUGCCGCAGCUUCACCAGUUGCUGCUGGCUGAUAACAACCUGCAGAGCAUGCCUGAGCUGCCAAUCACCAUGAAAUACAUCGAUGUACACAACAACCGUCUGAUCAGUAAUGGGGUACAUUCUGAGGGAUUCAAGGACAUGAGCCAGCUGGAGUUCCUCUAUCUGUCUGACAAUAAACUGGAUUACAUUCCUGUACCACUACCACUGGGUCUGAGAGUUUUACACCUGCAGAAUAACAACAUCCAGACUCUGUACGAGGACUCCUUCUGUAACAGCCAUGAUCGCCACUUCACCCGCCGUAACCUGGAGGAUAUCCGCCUGGACGGCAACCCCCUAAACAUCCAGCUAUUUCCCCAGGCCUACGUCUGCCUGCUCCGCCUGCCUGUAGGGAGCCACUGAGAGCUGCCAGAAACCAAAUAAAGAGCCUGGAGAGGCCAGGAGGCUCUGAGGAGGGAUGGAGGUUAUAGAUACUGUCAUGGGGUUGGAAAAUGUCCGGUUACUCAGAAAUACUUGUAUUUGUUAUGUCAGUGGUAAGUGAAUGUUCUAGGAUAUAUUUUAUUCUGUGGACCAACUUUUCAACACACACUAACAAACACCUGUAUUUUUCAAAGAUAGACGCAAGUGUUAGUGUUCCAGCAAUACAAGAACCAUGUUAAUGGGAAUCUGUCACGCUGUUGAAAUACUGUGAUAGUGAGAAAU